Musca vetustissima is the source of this 781-nucleotide messenger RNA. It is a transcript of the gene Rab40, whose product is annotated as ras-related protein Rab-40C. The coding region runs from base 21 to 779 and encodes 252 amino acids. The record is from RefSeq and is a predicted model, not a curated record. The transcript has 4 exons. Gene Ontology annotation, biological process: protein localization to plasma membrane; intracellular signal transduction. Lineage: Eukaryota; Metazoa; Arthropoda; Insecta; Diptera; Muscidae. Gene Ontology annotation, molecular function: GTP binding; GTPase activity. Gene Ontology annotation, cellular component: synaptic vesicle; endosome; plasma membrane.
UGAUUCAGUCAGUAAAUAACAUGACGAAAGACUAUGAUUACUUGUUGAAAGUAUUAUUAGUAGGUGAUAGCGAUGUUGGAAAACAUGAAAUUUUAUCUGGCCUGGAGGAUGCAUCGUCUGAAAGUCCAUUUUGCAGUGGCAAUGCGUAUAAAACUACCACAAUACUUCUGGAAGGAAAACGAGUAAGACUACAGUUAUGGGAUACUUCGGGACAAGGCCGCUUCUGCACGAUAAUACGUUCAUAUUCUAGAGGCGCACAAGGCAUUAUAUUGGUCUAUGAUAUUACAAAUAAAUGGAGUUUUGAUGGAAUCGACCGAUGGCUGAAAGAAGUUGAAGAGCAUGCUCCCGGUAUACCAAAAGUUCUUGUGGGCAAUAGACUACAUUUGGCAUUCAAAAGACAAGUGGCGGCAAAACAAGCUGAACUAUAUGCAUCCCGAAAUAAUAUGUCAUGUUUCGAAAUAUCUCCACUGUGUGAUUUCAACAUUAGAGAAUCAUUUUGCGAAUUAGCUCGUAUGGCACUGCAUAGAAAUGGAAUGGAAAGAAUAUGGCGAAACAAUAAAGUCUUAUCACUACAAGAAUUGUGUUGUCGAACGAUUGUUAGAAGGACCAGCGUGUAUGCUAUAGAAUCAUUGCCAUUGCCACCCUCUGUUAAGUCGACUUUGAAAUCUUAUGCACUGACAACUUCACAGUGUUUCAAUACAUUGAAUAGCACAUCAAAAAGCAAAAACCGAUGUAAGACGCCUACAAGUAGCGGCCGUAACAGUUGCUGUAUUACGUGAUU